Scutellospora calospora is the source of this 605-nucleotide messenger RNA. Lineage: Eukaryota; Fungi; Glomeromycota; Glomeromycetes; Diversisporales; Gigasporaceae. The record is from the annotation of a GenBank genome assembly.
GGCUGAAGAAGUCUCGGAAGCAUCCCAACGUUUCCGGGGAAACAAGAAUUGGGCAUAAGCCUGAUUUUCGGAUAAAGUUACCAUUAAUGGUUGAUGAAGUGGAGAUAUGUCUUAUGGAGGCUUCACGAGUUCUCCCUACUGAUAAAAAAAUUCGUGGAGACUGGGAUAAGUUGAUAAAGCUUAUGAAGGAUGCCCAUAUGAGAUUAUUGAGGAAGCUUACUAGAGGAAGAGCAGGGGAAUUGAAUGACUUAGAAGAAGAGCUUAAUAAAGUUCCAGUGUUUGGUAUUCAAGUUGCUGAAAUAACCUCAUUAGUUUUAGGUGGAACUUUGGCAUUUUGGGUUAUGACUAUGCCAUUUGGUGCUUUCUAUUUUGUUCAACGUCUUGCCUCAGUACAAAUUCCGAUGAAUUGGGGACAGUCUUCAGUUACCGAAUUUACGAACAAAUUGUGGAAGCUGAGAGCAACUCUACGGAAUCAUAUUCAUGACCUUAAUGAAAUCAUAAAAAAAGUCGAUUCAUCUUUAUAUAACAUAGCUAUUUGUUCUCCACAGGUUCGAGAAAAUGUGCCCCUUUAUGAUGGAGAGUUAAUAACUCCACGAUCACCAUAA